Messenger RNA from Miscanthus lutarioriparius, 1140 nucleotides. The record is from the annotation of a GenBank genome assembly. Lineage: Eukaryota; Viridiplantae; Streptophyta; Magnoliopsida; Poales; Poaceae.
AUGGCGGACACGGCGCGCGACUCCUUCCCGGACGAGGCGGAGACCGCGUUCACCCUCGACGAGUACAUCGAGGGCAUGGAGGCCGUGGAGCUGGAGGCGGAUUUGGUGCUGGGCGGGGACGAUGGCAAGGACUGCACCUACGCCGGCGGAUAUCUCAAGCGCCAGGCCGUCUUCUCCUGCCUCACCUGCGUGCCUGAUGGAGUCGCCGGGGUCUGCACCGCCUGCAGCCUCGCCUGCCACGAUGGGCAUGAGGUUGUUGAGCUUUGGACAAAGCGGAAGUUUCGUUGUGAUUGUGGCAACUCAAAGUUUGGUGGUCACCUUUGCAAACUUUGCCCUGAGAAAGAUUCUGAGAAUUCAGCAAAUGCUUAUAAUCAUAACUUCAAAGGUUCCUAUUGCACAUGUGGGCGGCCUUAUCCUGACCCAGAAGCUAAGGAGCAAGUUGAAAUGAUACAAUGCAGUAUAUGUGAGGAUUGGUUUCAUGGGGAUCAUAUUGGUCUCAACUCUAUUGAAGAGAUACCAGGAGAUGAGGAAGGGGAGCCACUCUAUGAGGAAUUUAUAUGCCACAAAUGCUCACCUGUUUGCCAUUUCUUGAAAUUGUAUCCAGAUACAAUUUGGGCAUCUGGUAAGCAGAAUCUGGUAUUGCAAACUGAUGCAAGUGAUCCAAAUGCGAUGGAAAAACCUUCAGUUCCUGAGGAGGCCAAUUUGGGUAGCAGUUCUGGCAGCAACUGCAAGCUAGGAAUGGAUGUAAAUACAAUGCCAGCUGUUACAGAUAAAAGUGAGCCUUUUUUCAUGUCUAAAGGUUGGAGGGAAACACUAUGCAGGUGUGAAACAUGCAUCAACUUCUAUGCACAACGAGGUAUUGCAUAUCUUAUUGACAAGGAGGAUUCUAUUGAGGAAUAUGAGAGAAUUGCCAAGCAGAAGAGGGAGAAGAAACUGGAGCAGCAGCAAGGAGCUGCGACAAAUUUUCUGAAUUCACUUGAUCAUGUUCAGAAGAUGGAGAUGUUGAGUGGCAUCAAUGACAUGAAGAAUGAGUUUCAGUCCUUUCUGGAGUCCCGCGAUACAUCGAAACCAAUAACAUCUGAAGAUAUACGCUCUGUCUUUGAGAAUCUUGAUAAGAAGAAGAAACAGAGGUUAUCUUAG